Chara braunii is the source of this 1590-nucleotide messenger RNA. NCBI's taxonomy places the organism in Eukaryota, Viridiplantae, Streptophyta, Charophyceae, Charales, Characeae. The record is from the annotation of a GenBank genome assembly.
GCAUUGACUGCAAGUACUGUUGACUUUGUGUCAAUUGUAUACUUUAUCUCACAGAGGAACCGACAUAGAGAUUAUACUAUUGUUGAGUGACUUCGGUGUACGAUGACGUCUGUCGGCAAUGCUAACGUUCAAGGUGUCCGCGCUUGCUACAAUUGCGGUCAACCCGGGCAUAUUUCUCGAUAUUGUCCAUUACCUGAUCGACGUUUGAAUGCGUCACAUGUACCAGUUAGUAAGGUUCUUGUCCCAACUCAGCCGCUGUUGACUGUCCCUCUUGUCCCUAACGUUGGUACAAGUGUCCCUUAUUACUCUGGUCAGUAUAACAAUGGUGGUAGUGGUCUCGGGCGUCGAGUCAGUACUUUGGAAGAAAUCGUUAGUAAGAUUAAUGGUAAACACGAAGCCGAAGAAGCAAAGGAACGGGCUCGGCGCGAGGAUGAAGAGCGAAAGAAGCGCGAUGUGAAUGAGGAAGAGAGACGUGUUAGAGAUCGGAAGGAGCGAGACAAACUCCAUAAGGAGUUGCACAAGGAGAUGACGGGGAAGCUUGAUAAAGUCUGUGAAGCUGUUAACGGUAAGAAUGUUGGCGAGAAUGAGGAGAUCGCCAAGCUAAGAGCUCAGGUGGAGUCGCUUGACGAGAUCGCAAGUCUCAAGGCCGAGAUUGAGGUACUUCGCCGUGGCCAUCCUGGUGCCAGUACGUCUGCCACUGUUUCCAAGCCCAAUCGGGACGCUGAGGAGUUAUCGCGACUUCGGGUCGAACAGGCAGAGGCGAAGGCAUUUUGUGAUUGGAGGUUCGCCUCUUUCGAGGAGGUUAUUAUCGUCUUGCAGAGGCAAUGUGAAGCUGCCGAGGCGAAUGCUGAUGUGUGGCGAUCGGAAACACUUCGUCCGGGUAAUAAGCGAGGAAGCGUUGCCAUUGGGGCUACUCCGGCAUCUGAUGCGCGAGUGAGGGCGCGAGUGGCUUCUCCAAAAACUGGACGUGUGAACCUGGACUUAAAAGGUAUCGUUGAGCGACACCAAAUGGAGGUGGAUCAUCUCAAGGAAAUGCGGUUGCGCGAGGUUAACGCGCGGAAAGAGCCCGAAGAGGAGAUUGGACGCUUGAAGGAGGCGAUGGCAAAACUGGGGACCAGGGUCAAAGCUAAGGGCACUAAUUUGAAGGCCAAGCUUGAUGACGCCGCCGGAGUCUCCAUGAGAAAAACUUCUUUACGGAUUUCGGACGAUGCGGGUGGUGCUUCUGUCAGGAAGGGCAAAGCAGCGGAUAAUCCGACUGUGCAGAUCAACAAUCGGGAUGCUUUUUUGUGUGAUGCUCGAAAAGACCUGCGUAAGAAGAAUAAGGAGGAAAUUUUGGCUAUAUGUGAAAAGGAGGGAUUAACCUAUUCUACGUUGGAACCUGCUAAGGAAGCUAUUGCGCAUCUGCGUACUGCUCGCGCUUUCGAUAAGGAUGAGCGCGGUAAAGGUAAGGCGAAUUUGGUCGUUGAGGUAAGUGAAGAGGCGGGUGGUAGCUCUGAUAAGGAGGACGUGCGUGAUUUCGCUUGCUCUUAGGGUUACACCCGAACGCGGCCACGAUAUGGUCUAUUAUUAACUCUAUUUGUGCCUUUCGUG